ACGUGACCGCAGUGGAAAAGACGCGUUGAUACCGGACGCUGGGUCUUGUCUCUGGUCCUGGUCCUGGUCCCCUCCAGCCCCCCUCCAGUCCCACCCACCGCUCUGCAACACCAAACACACUAAACGUCCUCUCUCUUCAUCGGAGCCGUUUCCCUUUUCUGCUUUUUAUUCCGCAAUAGAAAGAGAGCGAGAGCGGGAGGGAGAGAGAGAGGGGAAGGGUGAGUUUUCAUUUCUUCCUCUCUCUUUUUUUUGUUUCUAAAAGGAUUUGAUUUUUGACUUGGAUUUGGAUCCGGGUCGGUUUCCUCCUUCCUCGGGGCUGCGGCUGCAGGACCAGAGCCGGUGCCUCUUGCGAGCGUAUUUAAUCAAAGAAACUGGUUUCGAAACAAAGAAGAUUUUUUUUUCUCCCCCCCUUUCUUCCACCAACAACCUCCACCCGGUCUGCCAGUCAUUUCUCCCCCAACACCACUGCAGUUGUCAAGUUGGAGCCCUGCUGGGAAAUGGACAAACCCCUCUAAAACUGAAGACGUAGCCCAGCCGCACCGACACAACCACGGGACGUGAUUUGGACGAGGACCCGCCGAGUGGAGCGUUGAACCAGCGAAACAUGUUUACUCCCCUGUUUCCACGGUAACCGAGAGGAGCGUUCACAUCCAGGCCAGGAGCUAACCUCAGCGAUCAUCUCCUCCACUCCGCCCUCUGCGAGAACUGCACUACCCACAAUUCCCGUGACUUGAAAAAACUACAGUCGACUUUCACUUUACCCCCCCCCCGCGACAAAGCGGCGCGCAGAGGAACGACACUGCUGUGAAGAGAGGACCAACAUGGCCAACAACACGGCGGAUCACCCUCCGGGGAAUUCGGUUGCCGAGGGCAACCAUGACGGGGACUUUGGGGUGACCGUGAUGGAUCUAAGGGACCUGAUGGAGCUACGGAGCGGCGAGGCUGUCAACAAGAUACAAGACACUUACGGGGAUGUGCAGGGCAUCUGCCGCCGCCUCAAGACAUCACCCAUAGAAGGUCUGUCUGGUAACCCGGUGGAUUUGGAGAAACGUCAUGCAGCGUUUGGAAAAAACUUCAUCCCCCCAAAGAAGGCCAAGACAUUCCUGCAGCUGGUGUGGGAGGCUCUGCAGGACGUCACACUCAUUAUCCUGGAAAUUGCUGCAAUCAUCUCACUGGGCUUGUCCUUCUACCAUCCACCAGGGGGUGACAGUGAAGCAUGCGGCCAGGUUUCAGGUGGCGCCGAGGACGAGGGCGAGGCCCAGGCUGGCUGGAUCGAGGGCGCCGCCAUCCUCUUCUCUGUCAUCAUCGUGGUCCUGGUGACGGCCUUCAACGACUGGUCCAAGGAGAAGCAGUUCCGCGGGCUGCAGAGUCGCAUCGAGCAGGAACAAAAGUUCACAGUCAUCCGCAAAGGUCAGGUCAUCCAGAUCCCCGUGGCCGAGAUCGUGGUCGGAGACAUCGCCCAGAUCAAAUACGGAGACCUGCUGCCUGCUGACGGGAUCCUGAUCCAAGGCAAUGACCUGAAGAUUGAUGAGAGCUCCCUGACCGGAGAGUCUGACCAGGUCCGGAAGUCUCUGGAGAAGGACCCCAUGCUGCUAUCUGGGACCCAUGUGAUGGAGGGAUCAGGCAGGAUGGUGGUAUCAGCUGUUGGCCUCAACUCUCAGACUGGCAUCAUCUUUACUCUGCUGGGAGCCAGUGAGAAUGACGAAGAGAAGAAGGUCAAGAAAAGUAAAAAACAAGGACCCCCCGAAAAUCGCAACAAAGCGAAGACCCAGGACGGCAUCGCUUUGGAGAUCCAGCCGCUGAAGAGCGAGGAGGCCGCCGAGUCUGAGGAGAAGGAGGAGAAGGAGGAGGCCAAACCUGUGAAGAAGGUGAACGUCACCAAGAAGGAGAAGUCUGUGCUGCAGGGAAAACUCACCAGACUGGCUGUACAGAUCGGGAAGGCUGGUCUGAUCAUGUCAGCUGUGACCGUCAUCAUCCUCAUCCUCUACUUUGUGAUCGACACCUUUGCGGUCCAGGGUCGGACCUGGCUGGCCGAGUGUACCCCCAUAUACAUCCAGUAUUUUGUCAAGUUUUUCAUCAUCGGCGUGACGGUGCUGGUGGUGGCCGUUCCCGAAGGCCUCCCGCUUGCCGUCACCAUCUCUCUGGCCUACUCUGUUAAGAAAAUGAUGAAAGACAACAACCUGGUGCGUCACCUGGACGCUUGUGAGACCAUGGGCAACGCCACGGCUAUCUGCUCUGACAAGACGGGGACUCUGACUAUGAACCGGAUGACGGUGGUGCAGGCGUACAUCGGUGAUACACACUACAAGAAAGUCCCCGAACCAGACGCCAUCAAACCAGAGACCCUGGAGAUGAUGGUCAACAGCAUCUCCAUCAACUCUGCGUACACCACCAAGAUCCUGCCUCCUGAGAAAGAAGGUGGCCUUCCCCGCCACGUGGGCAACAAGACCGAGUGCUCGCUGCUGGGCCUGGUGCUGGAACUGAAGAGGGACUACCAGCCGAUCAGAGAUGAGGUCCCCGAAGAGAAACUCUACAAGGUUUACACCUUCAACUCCUCCCGCAAGUCCAUGAGCACCGUGCUGAAAAAUCCAGACGGAGGCUUUCGCAUGUACAGCAAAGGGGCGUCAGAGAUUGUCCUGAGGAAAUGCUCUCGUAUCUUGGACGCCCAGGGUCAGCCUCGCAUCUUCAAGCCGAAGGAUCGCGACGAGAUGGUGCACAAGGUGAUCGAGCCGAUGGCGUGCGACGGGCUGAGGACCAUCUGCGUCGCCUACAGGGACUUUCCCGCCGAGGCCGGAGAGCCACAGUGGGACAACGAGAACGACAUCCUGAAUGAACUCACCUGCAUUGCUGUGGUGGGCAUCGAGGACCCCGUCCGACCUGAGGUGCCUGCGGCCAUUUCUAAGUGUCAGCGCGCCGGCAUCACUGUGCGCAUGGUUACCGGAGACAACAUCAACACUGCCCGCGCCAUCGCCACCAAGUGCGGCAUCCUGCUGCCCGGAGAGGACUUCCUGUGUAUGGAGGGCAAGGAGUUCAACCAGCAGAUCAGGAACGACAAGGGAGAGGUGGAACAAGAUCGUCUGGACAAAGUCUGGCCCAAACUGCGUGUUCUGGCUCGUUCGUCCCCCACAGACAAACACACUCUGGUUAAAGGCAUCAUUGACAGCACAGUGGGAGAAACGCGACAGGUGGUGGCAGUGACAGGAGACGGCACCAACGACGGCCCCGCCCUCAAGAAGGCUGAUGUUGGCUUUGCCAUGGGAAUCGCCGGCACAGACGUGGCAAAAGAGGCAUCCGACAUUAUCCUGACCGACGACAACUUCACCAGUAUUGUCAAGGCCGUCAUGUGGGGGAGGAAUGUGUACGACAGCAUUUCAAAGUUCCUUCAGUUCCAGCUGACUGUCAACGUGGUGGCUGUGAUCGUGGCUUUCACUGGCGCCUGCAUCACACAGGACUCUCCUCUGAAGGCCGUCCAGAUGCUCUGGGUCAACCUGAUCAUGGACACUCUGGCUUCUCUCGCUCUGGCCACCGAGCCGCCCACCGAGUCCCUGCUGCUACGUAAACCCUACGGCCGCGACAAGCCUCUGAUCUCCAGGACCAUGAUGAAGAACAUUCUCGGCCACGCCGUGUACCAGCUCGUCAUCAUCUUCACCCUGCUCUUCGCCGGCGAAACGUUUUUCGACAUCGACAGCGGCCGCAACGCCCCCCUGCACUCCCCGCCCUCAGAGCACUACACCAUUGUGUUCAACGUGUUUGUCAUGAUGCAGCUCUUCAAUGAAAUCAACGCCAGGAAAAUCCACGGAGAGAGGAACGUGUUCGAGGGCGUCUACAGGAACCCCAUCUUCUGCAGCGUCGUGCUGGGCACCUUCGCCCUGCAGAUCGUCAUUGUUCAGUUCGGGGGGAAGCCGUUCUCCUGCACGGCCCUGACCAUCGACCAGUGGCUGUGGUGUGUGUUCAUCGGUGUGGGAGAGCUGCUGUGGGGACAGCUGAUCUCAGCCAUCCCCACUCACCACCUCAAGUUCCUGAAGGAGGCGGGCCACGGCAUCACGAAGGAGGAGAUCCACGAGGAGCAGAUGACAGAAGGCGCGGACGAGAUCGACCAUGCUGAGAUGGAGCUGAGGAGAGGCCAGAUCCUCUGGUUCAGAGGUCUGAACCGAAUCCAGACGCAGAUUAAAGUGGUGAAUGCGUUCCGUAGCUCCCUGUAUGAGGGGCUGGAGAGCCCAGAGUCCCGUAGCUCCAUCCACAGCUUCAUGGCCCAUCCCGAGUUUGUACCCCUGUCCGAGGAGGAGGAGGCUCGCAUCCCCAUCAUCGAGGAGACCGGAGACGAGAUUGAGACCAUCCCCAGCUCCUCGUCUGGGGCCACGGGAGGAGGAGACCCGCCUAGGGCCGUCCCUCACGACAACGAGUCAACCAUCUGAGCUCCUCCUCCUCCUCCUGCUCCUCCUUCCACUCCCCCUCCUCCUCCUCCUCCUCCUCCUCCUCCCUCCUCUCCAUCAGCAUCGUGUGUCACCCCACCAACCGAACUGUCACACCAAGGAGGGACAUCAGGACUCUGCUCAUCCCCUCAUUCUGCACACACAUGCUACACAUCGUCUUCCCCCCACCCACCCUCGGUCAUCCUGCCACGUUGUGUUUCUCAUCCUGACUGUGGUGUCGUUCUUCCUGUAAGUCUGUUCCUCCACCACUACCGCCACCACCACGCCAGAAUCAGUCGAGGGUGGAGUCCAGAGUCUCCACAGUGGAAGGCCUGUCCCAGUACCUUUUAUGUAUUUUUUAGUUUUGUUUAGUUUUGUUUUUAGUUUUUUUGUUUUUUUUUUUACUUGACGAUCCUUUUUGAAAAGCUUUCAAACUGUGUUGGGUUCAAUUUUUGCGGGACUCGCAGCAGCAUGUCGUGUUGUGUAUUCGCUUCAUUCCUGCGUCCUCAAAAAAACGCACCGAACUUUUCAAAGAGUGCAGUGAUUCUGAUGUACAUACGCUUCGCUCUUCUACACAGCUAUAAGCCGGGUGUUGUUCAGAAGAUUUUUAGGCAAAUGCAAAAAUGUAACCCUUUUUGUUUCCUUUCCUUUAGUUUUUUUUUUUAAUUUUAAAUUUUAGAUGGUGACCAUUUGUUUGUUCUUAACACGAAGUUCUUAACGAAUGUUCAUUUUAUGGUUGAUUCAAACUCCUGAGAAUGUCUUGUGAGUGUGACACUACAGUCUUCAAGGUUCAGCUGUUCAAAAAAAAAAAAAACUGUUCUUCCCUUUAUCGUGUCUGUAUGUGUUGGUUUUUCUUUAGCUGCCGUGUUGCAUGUGGAAGGAUAGAAAACGUUUACUACCCGAAAACCACCCAACGUGGCGGCGCCCAGAGAGGCCCCGUUUGACCGGAUCCCAUUCAGUCAGGGUUCUGGUUCCCUCUCCCCCUCCCCCCCCCCAGAACGUCCACUGUGUCGGUAGGAAAUAGGAAAGUGUGGUUCAUGGUCCCCUCCCCCUCCCCCCCUCUAGUAGGAUGCAUGAUUUCUUUCAUUCGUGUUGAGUCGCAUGAUAACUUAGGAAUGAGUAUUUGGGAUUCUGUUCGUUAGUCUGCAGCAGCGUCUUGUUCAGAGCUCCAUGAACAUCUUGUCUGUUCAUCCUGAAGACUGGACAUUGUGUCAUGACGGGAGGACGCAACUGACUCACCAAUACUCGGCCGUGGACGUGGCUCACGUUUACAUGCAGCGAUGAGGUUUCCGAGGCCUGGAGCCAGGAGUCAAGUUCUCUAGAGUCAGAGAGCAAAAGCCUUUCUCGAUGUUGUCACAACACACAUGUAGCACUGGUAAAAAAUGAGGCCAUGGCACUUAGAGGACUGAUGACAAUAACAUCGUCUCGCACUAAUUUAUCAGUUUUUAUUUGCGUCAAGGUUUUAAACACCUGUACUCAUACUGGAGAUGAACACCCUCUUAAAAUUCCCACUGUGUUUUUCUCAAAGGAUAAAUAACUCUGACCCAUAAGUGUUUACGGGCUUUUCUACGCAGUAUUUGAACGAUAGCGCCACGGACGAGGCUUAUCUCCUCACACUAAAGUUCAGCCCAGACCUGACGUCCACCUCAGAUCACGCGGAGGUGUGAUGGAUAGAGCGUCCCAAUAAAACGCAAAAUGAAUCACUUGUCCGGCUUCUCCAAUAUAUCCUUUAGUCUCAGCACGUAACUGUGUCAUUUCAUCUCAUGCGGACAACCUUUUGCCUCAGUGUAGUUGUAGAGUCUGAUGAAAGCACUUGAAUGAAUGGCGAGACGUCUUCAGGAAAACUCAACCCUUGCUUUAGCUUUAAUUUAGAUUGUGGGAGCCCUCACAGACGCUUUGCUCUUCCAUAGGCUCUAAAACCUGCCGUUGAGCUGGAACAAAACGUUAAAAACGGAACGAGGGCAGUAUUGAUCGAGUCUGUUGAAGUUCAUUUGACCAGACAGGAAGUAAAUGGAGCUUUGACGAGCGCCUGGACCGUCUGCCUGUGUUGAAGACAAAUCUUAGUACCGCUUCUGAUGUGUUCGUCCCCUCGUUUGUCCAUUUUUAUGAGACUAAAUCAGCCGUCAGUGACGUCACACGGUCCGUAGCGGAGAGAAGGUGUUCGUUUCCAUCGUCGCCAUCGCCCUCCUCCCGCUCCUCCUCCUCCUCCUCCUCUCUGACGUGUUUGAUUGACAGGCGUCGGCGUGGCGGCCACGCCGAGGUUUAUGGGAGACUGACGACGUCACCAGUCGGCCCGUGCAGUCAGAUCCACUGUGUCCCCGCCGCUUGACGUCGUCCGCGGUCCUCAAAAGAACAAAAGAAUCGUCCUCCAAUCAGAAUCCGAAGCAGCGGUGCGUCUAAUCCCCUCUUAGCCCGACUAGCAGCCCCCAACCUAUCUACGAACACGUUAUCGAAGUAAUGUGCUACUACUGCCAUAUUUCCAACUCCUCUGUCAUGACUAGGUUCUUCCUUCCCCUUCGAUGAGCUUUUUCUAUGUAACUCAGAGCCAUAUUUUAUAGGUUGUCUGUAUUGUUUUUUAUCUCAUUGUUAUCGAGGUUUCCUUUGGACUUUCUUCCCCUCCCCACCACCACCCGGCCCUUUACUCCAAACACGACCAAAAAGCAAGGAGAAAACCCUUCAGUCGUCACUGCCGAACCAAGUUUCAAGGACCUCUACAAUGUUUACAUGAAAAGCGAGUCGGUGGCAGUUCGCCUGCGCUUCUCUCGUCCGACCACUUCCCUUUUCAUUCCCUUGCUUUCCUGAAUCUUAGAGUUACUAUUUAACUAAAUGGGGAAUCUUUCUUGCAUGGUUUUCAUAUAAAAUUCAAUGUUUUGCUCAUUUUUUACAAUUCUUCUGUAUUUUUAUAUUAAGUACUUUUUAAUAUUUUGGAGAUAUAUGAAUAUAUAUGUAUAGGCUGAAGAGUUUGGUGACAGUACAGUACAUGAAUGAGAUGAAUCUACCGUGGACUCUGUCUUUUUACAGCUCUCUAAAUAUUUAUGCCACGUGUGUCGUCUUGGUCACCUGAUGUUAGGGCUCAGAAACCUGCAGUGACUUGUUUACUUCCUGUUGGCCCCUCAAUUGGAAUCUCAACAAUCUAGCCUCAUCAGCCCCCCCUUUGACAUGAGUAUAAUCACUUUAUCUAAAAUGUUGUGACACACUACACACUAUGUGAUUUUAUCAAACUCCACUAGGGUUCAGCAAAUGCAACAUGAAUACAGCUAACUGAACAUUAAACGGGAGUGUAUAAUUGUUUAUCCGAA
Molecule: messenger RNA, 7711 nt
Organism: Mugil cephalus (flathead mullet)
Lineage: Eukaryota; Metazoa; Chordata; Actinopteri; Mugiliformes; Mugilidae
Product: plasma membrane calcium-transporting ATPase 1-like
Exons: 21
Coding region: 822-4415 (1197 amino acids)
Biological process (GO): regulation of cytosolic calcium ion concentration; calcium ion transmembrane transport
Cellular component (GO): membrane; intracellular membrane-bounded organelle
Molecular function (GO): PDZ domain binding; ATP binding; ATP hydrolysis activity
Source: RefSeq, a predicted model, not a curated record